ACGUGAACAAAACGUCAUUAUGCGUGUUAGCCUCCUGACCGGAAGUCGCAGUCUGCAGUUCCGGCUUUUCCUGUCUAAAGAUGGCUGAAGUGGAUAACGAUGGUGAACACAAAACAUCUGAUAAAGACGAUUUGCACUUAUUAAAGGAACUUGUAGAUGGACUCUAUCACUUUAGGGAUCAUUAUUUUGAGACACACAGUGUGGAAGAUGCUAACAGAAAACUGAACGAUGUUAAAGAAGAGAUGAAUAAGACGCUAAAGAAGCUGGAGGAGAAGGAAGAUCUCUACAAAAAUAGUGCUCAGUUUUUGCUCCUGCGAGGCCGAUGUCUGAACGUAGCUCCACAGUUCAGUCAGGCAGCAGAAGAGAACCUAUCAAAGGCAGUAAAACUGGAACCAGGCCUGGUGGAGGCAUGGAAUACACUAGGCGAGCAGUACUGGAAGAAAGGUGACUUGAUUGCUGCAAAGACCUGUUUUACUGGAGCACUGCAGCAGAGCAAAAAUAAAGUAUCCUUGCGAAACCUUUCUAUGGUGCUGAGGCAGUUGCCUCCAGAAGGGGGCACUCAGGAGCAAGGCAAACGUAUUAUAGAGAGUGUGGAUCUGGCAAGGCAGGCUGUGCAGCUGGAUGUCUCAGAUGGAACGUCCUGGUACAUCUUAGGGAAUGCAUACAUCUCCUUGUUCUUCAGCAGUGGACAAAAUCCUCAGAUGUCUCAGCAAGCUCUUAGUGCCUAUUCGCAAGCUGAGAAAAUUGACAAAGCAUCUGCCUUAAAUGCCGAUCUGCACUUCAAUCGGGCCACGCUGUUCCAGUAUGAGGAAAUGUUCAGUUCAGCUUUGGCUGGAUACAGUCGAGCUGCAGCUCUUGAUCCCAGCUGGGAGGAAUCUACUGAAAGAGAGAAGCUUUUGUUGAAAUACUUAGACCAAAUAACCAGUCUUUUGGAGAAUAAGGGAAAAGUAAAAGCACGGCGCUUGCGUAACAUGCUCUCCUCCCUGAAUGUGUCUGCUUUGGGUCCGUGUUCCUCGCCUCAAUAUCGCUCCCCGACAGGCCGCACCGGAAGCCUUGAGCUCCGUAGUUUCGCUGCUCUUACACAUGGUCAUAAUACUGGUGUUGCAGCUAUGGGAAAGGUCAUCUUCAGCGUGGCUACGGAGGGCCGCAUGGCCUUUACAUUUGGUGUGGUGGACGGCGAAGAGACUUGUUAUGUGGUCAUGGUUUAUAACAUAGCUGACGGCUGGGGUGUGUUAAUCGGUGACACAGUGGUUAUUCCUGAACCACAAGUGAAGCGACACAGCAUAACACACAAUGAUAAGUCUUAUGAUUUCCGCAGUAUACGUGUGGACUCUCCUCUACUACUUAUUGUGAAUGGAAAGAGACAAGCGACGCAAAGUCAAACAGCGACUUCAGUCAGUUACAAACCACACUCUGAAUGAAUGAGUGUAAAGAGAACAGACAAUGGAGCAGACCAUUUUCAUUUUUGGUUGUACAUAGUGUGUAACAUUUUGUUUAGUUGAAUAUAUUUGUACAUAUUUAUUUUUUAUUUUCACUUAUCCUUGUUUGUGUUUUUGUAAAAAAAAAAAAAGAUUCAGAUGCCUGAUCCACAACUGAGAUAAUAAAACUUUCCCGUUGGUGCUCCUAAAA
Tachysurus vachellii is the source of this 1629-nucleotide messenger RNA. It is a transcript of the gene ttc5, whose product is annotated as tetratricopeptide repeat domain 5. Bases 81 to 1421 code for a protein of 446 amino acids. The transcript is spliced from 10 exons. NCBI's taxonomy places the organism in Eukaryota, Metazoa, Chordata, Actinopteri, Siluriformes, Bagridae. Gene Ontology annotation, molecular function: protein binding. The record is from RefSeq and is a predicted model, not a curated record.